AAAAGUUGAAAGGUUGCAAGGUAAAGAAAAUGGCGACUUCCACUGGUCACAGAGGCAGAGGGAGAAGAAACAAAGGGGAUUGGAGAGAUAAAUCUAAAUCUAACCAAGAAAGAGAUGGAAAACCUUCAAAGGAGGGCGAAUCACAUGCAGAUGACAGUCCCAUUGUCAAGGCUUUUAGAGUCUUUCAAAAGGAACUUGACAACAGGAAUGAUCGGUUUGAACGCAUUUUCAAGCUGAGCAGGGAUAUUACCAUUGAAAGCAAGAGAUUAAUAUUUCUCCUGCAGCGAGUCAUUGGAUCUGACGAUCCCGAAAAAUUGCUUGCAGAAGCUGCAGAAAAGAUACAUGAACUCCAUUCCACAAAAUUCUUGGAAAUUGCAAAAGAGUUGGAAGGACAAGAUUCAUAUCAGUAUUUGAGGGCAUAUACUAGUGGCCUUCAGGAGUAUAUUGAGGCUGUGACGUUUUAUUACUACCUGUCAGAGCAGCGGUUGGUGAAUUUAGAUAAAAUACAGAAGCAGCUCAUAUUUCCCAAAUUAGUGUCUGUACCUGUUGAGAGCAGUGGGACAGACUCACAGGAAGCAGGCCCUGAUGCUAAACAAGACAACAGCGAUCCUAGCUGUUCUGAUGACCAACCUAAACCAAUGGACCAUAGUGAUGACAAUGCUGGGAACAGCUCUACAAAACCAGAACCAACCGGGUCUGUGUCUCCAGCUGGCGCCAGUGAAGAUAAAAAAACGAUGUUGGUGCACGUCCCUCCCUCGGAGUACAUGCUGGGUGUGGCCGACUUCACAGGGGAACUUAUGAGGAUGGCAAUCAACAGUGUCGGGGCGGGGAAUCUCGACACUCCAAGAGUGGUGGCCGACAUGAUGCGAGUUAUCCACAAUGCUUUCACUGUGUUUGACAAUGCCUCUCGAGAGCUUCGCAAGAAGACCAGUGUGCUCCGACAAAGUUUGCAAAAAGUUGAAACUGCAUGCUACACACUGACAGUGAGAGGCUCCGAGAUCCCACAACACAUGUUGACUGAUGUGUUCACAAGCACAGCGGCAUCCGGGGAAAAUUUCAAUGUUGACGACGUUGAGGAGCCAUAUGACUAACGGACACAUCCAUAACUACCUUUCUUUUUAUUCCAUGUUUCAGCUAAGACAUUCUUUUAAUUUAUGUAUAGUUUUUUGUCAUUAAAAGUCACCUUUUAA
Molecule: messenger RNA, 1190 nt
Organism: Aplysia californica (California sea hare)
Lineage: Eukaryota; Metazoa; Mollusca; Gastropoda; Aplysiida; Aplysiidae
Product: translin-associated protein X
Exons: 5
Coding region: 30-1091 (353 amino acids)
Cellular component (GO): nucleus; cytoplasm
Molecular function (GO): RNA endonuclease activity; RNA binding; sequence-specific DNA binding
Source: RefSeq, a predicted model, not a curated record